This is a messenger RNA of Exaiptasia diaphana, 1906 nucleotides long. Its product is annotated as zinc metalloproteinase nas-15. The transcript is spliced from 7 exons. Gene Ontology annotation, biological process: proteolysis. The record is from RefSeq and is a predicted model, not a curated record. Bases 1 to 1773 code for a protein of 590 amino acids. Lineage: Eukaryota; Metazoa; Cnidaria; Anthozoa; Actiniaria; Aiptasiidae. Gene Ontology annotation, molecular function: zinc ion binding; metalloendopeptidase activity.
AUGGACAAGGCUCUCUUUAAUUCAAGUCCCGAGCUUACARGUCAUCUUUUUCACGGCGACAUWAAGUUAACGCCCAARGAGGAAGCCAAUAUGGAGAAAUAUGGAAACCCCUACGGACCAUCUAAAGAUAGAGCAGCAASCAGCSAGGACGAYAAGAGAUGGCCAAAUGCAAUCAUCCCUUACGAGUUCGACUGCUCUGUUGCUAACAUGGAAAGYGCAGURUCUUCGACCAAGAAAGCUAUGGCUGAAUGGGAAAGUAAAACGUGUAUUCGAUUCAAAAAGAGGACAACAGAGACUGCGUAUUUGCAGUUUUUCAGGGGAUCAGGAUGUUGGGGACAUGUUGGCCACACAGCAAACUGGAUGAGCCAGAUUUCGAUUGGCGACAACUGCGAUUUCCAACACGUCAUGUCACAUGAGAUCGGUCACGCUGUUGGUUUCUGGCACGAGCAAAGCAGACCUGACCGUGACAAUAGCAUCCAGGUUCUUUGGGAAAAUGUGUUACCAGGACUCGAAGAUGCAUUUGCAAAGAGGACGUGGGGUACUGAAGUCGUCGAUUACGGUAGCAAGUAUGACUUUGCGUCAAUAAUGCAUUAUCCUUUCACUGCUUUCUCAAAAAACGGCUUACCUACCAUCAAAGCCAUCGUUAGUCUGGACGGCAAGACACCAUACGUGGGUGUGAGCGCAGACGAUGUUCUUCAAACAAAUGCCAUGUACAAAUGUAAUGCAAUUAUGACGAAGCGAAUGACUGAUGACUUUGAAUCGCACUUCAAACCAAUGCCUCGAAUUGUGAAAAGAGGAAAUUCCUGCAGAGACAAAAGUCAAGACUGUCAAAAGUACAAGGAUUGGGGUUUAUGCGUGAAGCACGCGGACAGUAUGGUGUACUGGUGCCCAGUCACGUGUGACAUGUGUUCAUCAGACGCUUGUAUGGAUAAAAAGGGAGACUGCAAGGCCUGGGCAAAUGGUGGUCAUUGCCAGUCUAAUCCUGGAGCCCUUAAAAUAGAUUGUCCCUAUACUUGUGGUUUCUGUGGUCAACCUAAUACUCCACCUCCAACUCCACCACCUCCAACUCCACCACCUCCAACUCCAGCACCUCCAACUCAAUCACCACCAACGCAGGCACCCCAACCACCAACUAAUCCGCCAUCUCCCCAUAAAGCUGUUGGGCUUCGGUGUGUUGACAAAACAACCCGUUGUCCUUCUUACGCUUCGUCAGGAAAAUGUGAAAAGUCUGGAUGGGUGUUCCGUAAUUGUUUGAUUAGCUGCAAAGCAAAAUGUGAUAAUCAACCACUUAAAGCUGACGGUGAUUGUGCCAAUUCUCURGGUCUUGGAUGGGACUAUACCCUACCUGAUAAUGCUUUCUCUGCAUCCACAACAUUGGCUCCAGGCGGAGGCUGGAGAGCUGCGGCUCACUCGGGACGACUUUACUUCCAAGAUGAUCAGAAACGCAAACUGAUCGGCGGCUGGUGYCCWACWGACCGAAACAACCAGUGGCUGAAGAUUGAUCUCGGGAAACUCAAACGACUGACAGGAAUUGCAACACAGGGUCGUGAUGUAUUUUAUGAACACGUUGAAAAAUAUGAGCUGGAAUUUAGUAGAGAUGGAAUCAACUGGAGCAAAUACCAAAAGGUUUUCGAUGGAAACUGUGAUCACUUCACUCCGGUGCUAAACCGGUUUAGCUCACAGGUGGCUCGUUAUGUCAAGAUUAUUCCUGUUGGUAACCAAUAUGCCUGGCCUUGUCUGAGGGUUGAACUGUACGGAUGUAAUCAUUCUUAGAAUGGCAAUUGAAAGGAAUUGGCAGUCACAACCAGUUAUAAUCCACUACCUUCUYAAUAUCAUAUUCUACACCAACUUUGAAAUGAAAAGUACUAAGUUUGCUGUCAAUAAAAAGUCAUCGUUCARUGCUCAA